Molecule: messenger RNA, 804 nt
Organism: Aphis gossypii (cotton aphid)
Lineage: Eukaryota; Metazoa; Arthropoda; Insecta; Hemiptera; Aphididae
Exons: 2
Coding region: 46-804 (252 amino acids)
Source: RefSeq, a predicted model, not a curated record
AUCGUGCAUUUGAAGUUAAAUUCAACACUCUGUCCAUAGUCCAAAAUGCCUAGAGAACGACGUGCGAACAUCGGCCGCCGCACAAGACAUGCAAGCCAGCAACAAGUCUAUUCAAGGAACUUAAGAGAAGAAAGACAAAAUAUAAUAAGAGAAAAUGACCGAUUGAGACAUCGCGUGAGCACACGAAGAUCAUUGGCAUCAUACAAUCGCUUGGCAUUCCAAUAUGAUCCCACUGCGAACUACAGUGAUGAUGAAAAUUUGGAUAUUGGACGAAUGACGACUAUAUGCCGAUAUUGCAAUGCGGUAAAGUUCAAAAGAGAAACGGUUGGAUUGUGCUGCGCAAGUGGAAAAGUCAAACUGGAUCCAUUACUUACACCACCACAGCCACUGAAAACAUUGUUUGAUGGAAGUGAUCCCGAUUCCAGCCAUUUUCUUCAACACAUCCUUGAAUUUAAUAACUGCUUUCGCAUGACUUCCUUUGGAGCUAAUAUCAUUCGAGAAGGCGGCUUCAUGCCGACUUGCAAGAUACAAGGUCAAAUAUAUCAUUUGCAUGGUUCAAUGGUGCCAACACCAGAUGAACCGCAUCAAUUUCUGCAAAUAUAUUUCAUUUCGUCGAUGGUGGAUCAGCUGAACGUGCGGUGCAAUAUACAGGGAGCACAACAGUUAAAGAGACGAAUUAUUGAACAGUUGCAAGCAUUUUUUCACGCUAAUAAUGCUGUGGUUAAUAUGUUCAAAACAGCAUUGGAACGAAUGCCAUCGGAUACGCACAAAUUUCAUAAGAGCGGAUUGUACUCCAACAGGUGA